Messenger RNA from Cylicocyclus nassatus, 1182 nucleotides. NCBI's taxonomy places the organism in Eukaryota, Metazoa, Nematoda, Chromadorea, Rhabditida, Strongylidae. The record is from the annotation of a GenBank genome assembly.
AUGUGGCGCGAUAAACCGCGACAGUUUGCUGAAGAAGCAUGUUACAAAUAUCUCGAGGAGGGAAAAUUCGCACUGGGCAAGACAAAAAUCUUCUUCCGCACUGGACAAGUUGCUCUUCUGGAACAAGUUCGGCUCGAAACUCUGAAUGCCUCCGCAGUGCUGAUUCAGUCGAGAUGGCGUGGAUACGUGGCUAGGAAGAGAUAUGAGGCCAUGAUGAAGAGCAUACGCACUAUACAGGCUGCCACGAGGAAAUUUUUCGCUGUCCGACAGCUACACUAUCUGCAGAUGCAUCGCGCUGCAAUCGCUAUCCAAUCAGCUUAUAGAGGAUAUGUGUGCAGAGCACGAUAUCAGGAACUUCGCGCCGCAGUCCUAGCCAUUCAGGCCCACUAUCGCGCCGCCAAGGUCCGCGCAUGGGUGAUGAAGAUGCGCUAUGAGAAAUCCGCCAUUAUCAUACAAAAGUACUGGCGAGGCUAUCUCGUCCGGAGAGAAGAGAUUAAGCGACGACAGAAGAUCGUUUUGGUGCAGUGCUGUGUGCGUCGAUGGCUUGCGAGGAGGCGUCUGCGAGAACUUAAGAUCGAAUCACGUUCUGUCAACCAUUUUCAGAAGCUCAACUCCGGCCUUGAAAAUAAGGUCAUAGGUCUACAGAUGAAGCUUGACUCAGUGACAUCAGAUCGUAACCGGCUAGCUGCAGUUGAGGAUCAACUCCAGAGGAUGCUUGCCGAACUUGUUUCUGCAGAAGCAGAGAAAUACUAUUCUGAAACUCUCUCAACGCUACAAUUUUCGUCGAAUUGCCGUAAGAUCGAAAACAAGAUUCACGUAAACGAGGAACAAUGUGGUGAUCUUAUAAUGGCAUAUAAGGCUGAGAAUAAACGUCUGCGAGAAGAAAUGGCCUCCAUAGAGGAACGAGUUAAAGCAGAAAUGAAUGAAAAGUUGGCAGCAAUUCAAAGAGAUUUGAAACAGUGGAAGCAACUGACUAUAGACCGCGAACAAGCACUGGUAGAAGCACAGUUGCAGCGUGAUUUAUUUGCUGCCCAACUGCCUGGUGCAUCUGAUGAAGGAGAAAACUUACUGCCAGAAGAACCGAUGUCGGAAAUGGAGCUGGAGCCCGAGCACAGGCCAGCAAGUGCCAAAUAUGUGGGAAGGUUUUCAAGACUAAAAGCAAGUUGGAGAGGCACGGUCUAG